ACGAGUUACCUGAUAGUCCAGUUCUUUCGACUUCUGCAACCAAUAAAGCCAACAGGUAGGCCCAUACUGCCAAAUAGAUGCUGGCACUUAUCUGCGAUCGAAGAUACAAACAUCGUUAAAACCUGUAAGCUUUACAGUGUGGCGUACACAGUUAUUUGGAUCAUACAAUUCCUAGAUCUGCAGAGAUCUACUGGUGGAUUUGACAAGGUAUCCAGCUCAGUUGUAUAUGGGGUCUAUACCUCUUAUUUCAUCGACAUCAUUGCACUCGGACUCCUCUUCAUCACAUCCGCCAUCCUCCUCAUCGGUGUGUUUAAGAAUUCCAAAUGCCUCCUGAUCCCUUAUAUGGUGGCUAUUACAGCCCUCAUCGUAUUCCAAGCUAUUGCGUGGUUCCUUCAUCUGUUCAACUGGUAUAAAAUAAACGAAUCCUUGACAACAACUUUAAUUAUAAGUCUCAUUGCAUGGAUUCUACUAGCAUUUGUAAAUGUGAUAUGUCUUCUUUGUGUUAUUUCUGAGUACCAAAAACUAAGUAAAGAUCGUGGCCAGAAAAAUGAUGCCGAAAUAGCGUAUACACCGACCUGUCCCCAUGUAAUCACAUCUCCACCUGAGACUCAAGUGGCGAGCUAUCCAAUCGAAAACCUUUAAAGCCAUCAACAGUAGUGUGGUAUAGGCCUACAACCAAAUUUCCUAUCAUCUCAUAGCUACAACAUUUACAACUGAUCAUAGACAUCGAUCGGACAGACUCCAGGGCCCAUCUUUCAAAUCGCCCAUUUAAAUGUUAACAGCCUACUGAGACACAUUGAAGAAGUGAGAACAGUUGUUAAGACUAACAAGGUUCACAUAUUCGCAGUUAAUGAAACCAAAUAGAUGAAUCUAUCUAUGAUAUGGAAAUCAUGAUUGACGAUUAUAAUUUGAUUAAUGAGUAAAGACAGAGUUCGACAGGGUGGUGGAGUAGCCAUUUGUCUCCACAAAUCAUUACAUUUUGAAAGAAUAAGUCAUGAAUUUCUUGAUGAUUUAGAAGCACUUGUUAUUAAAGUUUAUCUCAAGUUUUCAAAACCUCUUAUCGUAUCAACUUGGUAUAGACAACCAUCUUCAGAUAUUGGAAUCUUUAAUUUGUAUGAAAGAUUUCUUAGCAUUAUUGACACAAUGAAUUGUGACAUAGUUAAAGCAGGUGAUGUAAACUGUGAUAUCCUAGCUAAACCCUUAUCAAGUAUGACCAAGAAAUAUGUUGAUAUAAAUAAUGUUUAUUCUCUGGUUCAAAUUAAUACCAAAGAAGGAACAAGAAUCACAAAUGUUUCUGCUACAAUGAUAGAUCAUUUAUUAAAAAACAACACUAAAAACGUAGUCAAUCAUGGUGUAAUUCAUAACGGGAUGAGUGACCAUUCGAUUAGCUUCCUGACCUGGAACUCUAAGAUCUGUGCUCAGCCCAAAUUUAUCUCUUUCAGAAGUCGCAGCAAGCUCAAUAGUGAUGACUUUAGAAAUGAUAUUCGUAACCAGAAUUGGGAAAGUAUAGAUCAAUGUAAUUCAGUUGAUGAUGUUGUCGAAUUAUGGCAAAAUAUGUUUUUACAUGUUGUUGACAAACACAUGCCAAAUCGUUUAAAAAGAAUAAGUACCAAGGGUUCUCCUUGGAUGAAUGCAAAUAUUUGUAAACUCAUGAAAAAACGUGACAAAAUUAAAAGAAAAGCUUGCAAACUGAAAGAUUAAAAACUUAUGUGCGAGUACAGAAUAUUACGAAAUAAGGUAACAAAUGAAGUAAGGAAAUCAAAGAAACGGUAUUACUCUGAUAAAUUUACACAUUUUAAGGUAAACCCAAAGCAGACUUGGAAAACCUUAAAGUCCAUUAUUCCGAAUAAAAAACGUGAAAUACCUACCGUUUCGUCUAAUUCGGAUUGUAAUACUGAAACUGCUAACCUAUUCAACACUUACUUUGCAAACGUAGGGAGGCAAUUAGCCAGUGAAAUACCUGAUAUGAACCCCCACAGGGGCCGCGGAAC
Lytechinus variegatus (green sea urchin) is the source of this 1991-nucleotide messenger RNA. RefSeq lists its product as uncharacterized. The transcript has 7 exons. NCBI's taxonomy places the organism in Eukaryota, Metazoa, Echinodermata, Echinoidea, Temnopleuroida, Toxopneustidae. The record is from RefSeq and is a predicted model, not a curated record. The annotation marks the transcript as partial.